Molecule: messenger RNA, 2925 nt
Organism: Manduca sexta (tobacco hornworm)
Lineage: Eukaryota; Metazoa; Arthropoda; Insecta; Lepidoptera; Sphingidae
Product: protein SERAC1
Exons: 1
Coding region: 579-2834 (751 amino acids)
Source: RefSeq, a predicted model, not a curated record
CUCCGUAGGGGGGUGAUGUGGCGUCUAAACGCACAAUGCCACCUGGCAACACGAGUUGUUAGGUGGCAACACAAGUCGCAGGGUGGCAACACAGAACCACUUCACCACCGGCGACAAGCACGCGCACACGCCGCUACUAAUUGUUUAAUGGUUGCUACUAUUACCCAUUGUAAGACAUAUUAUAACAAGCAAUAAAGAAGUACAUACAACAUCAAGAAUUCAGUCAUUAACGUCCCAUGACGAACCCCACACUGUAUUAUAAUUCGUAGAACAUCUUAGUAUAUAUGAAGAACUGAAGAACCAUCGAUAUACAUGUACUCGUACUUGUCAUUGUUCUCAAUGUACUCGUCAAUAGUGAAGACAGACUGUAAAUUCAACGAACUUCUAUGGUAGGUAUAUGGCCAAUUUAUAGUUAUCCAGUUUUUCUUGUUAUUAAAAACUGAAUAUGUCAAAUAAUGUACUGUCAAGUGUCACUUGUCACAAUGACAUUUCUCAUCCCAUGUCAACAAUAACAACAAUUAUUUUCAUUGGAUUGGAUUUAUGAGUAAUGUUUUUAUAAACGUAAACUGAGUUAAACAAUGAGUGUUCAAGAUAAAUUAAAACCGUAUUUGAAAAUACUAAAAAUUACAUCUAUACUGGGAAGUGGGGGUCUAUUUUUCGCCUAUCACAUUAGCAAGACAUACAAAUCAAUGUGUAAGGUAGUUAACACUAGUGUUUUAGAUAGAGAAAAGAAGCAUACGCCGGAGUAUAUUUACAUCGACGACCCCACUUAUAAUGUAAGAUUGAAAAUGGAGCAAAGCAAAGAAUCGCGGCAGUCAGUUGGUUUCUCGAGAAUCUGGAAAAGCCUCAAACAUUCGUUAGCGUUGAGGUUGCUAUGGCUAUGCCGCCACGGGAAUAGAGAGCAGAGAAACAUCGCGCUAGAACAAUUAGCUGCAUUUAAAAAUAAUAAAAAGUGGGACUGUUUGAAGCUUGCCCAGGCCUUAGAUAAAAACACAGCAGUGUUACUGGCUCGUACUAGGGGAGCUGACUUGCGAUACUUUCUACCUCCGCCUAUUCAUGUUAGAAGAGCGGCGUUAACAUCUGAACUUCUGUCUUUCAAAUUCCGAGAUAUGGUAUUAAUGGUACAAAGCAUUAACCCGCAUAGCUGUAUUCAACAUUUCCUAUCAAAGUAUUUUGCCAAUGUUCAAGAACAAGCCAUGGAGGCAGACAGUAUUCCAGCUAAACCGGACAGUAUAACUGAAAAAGAUCUAUGUAUUUUGUGUCUUGAUGCUCUACAUCAUCAUAUAAGUCUUUUUCAAAUGAAUAAUUAUGAGGAAGAUUGUUCAACUGUAGCACUGAUGAAACUGGGCCUUUUGCCAAGAUUGGCUGAGUUAUUAUUAAGAAACAAAAAUGAUGUAGACAUAGAUUUGGCUGUGCUCAAAAUCCUUACAGUAUUAAGUGUACAUACUAAUUUAUUAAAAGACUUUUUUGAAAAUGGUCUGAUAAGAGAAUUGUCCCGCCUUGUUAGGUCUAAAGAUGUUCGUCUAUCAAGUUCUGCUGCAGUUUGCUUAGCAAAUUUGUCUGGAGAGUAUCUUUACAGACCUGGACUUUAUCUUCUACACCCUUUAUAUAGGACUACAACACCCCACUCUUGUGACACUCUUUUGGUGCAUGGUUUGAGAGGUGGAGUAUUUGUAACUUGGAGGCAAAGGGAUAAAAAAUGUGCUGAGCCCAUUGGUAUAAUUGAAGUUACUAUUUCUGAUGUUGACUGUGAUCCUUGUGAAGAGCAAUCCUCUGAUGUCAAAUAUAUUGAUCCGGAACUUCAGCAGGUGAUGGAAGAUCUGAUAGAAUUAGAUGAUGAAGCUUUAUUGUCCGACCUUGAAGUCGUUCUGCAUGAUCUCCCUAUAGAGGCUAAACGCGAACCAUUGAGUGAUUUUACAUAUACUGCUAACAAAAAACGCAUAGCCCUCAAACAAGAAGAGUAUGAUAAGUGUAAUUACACUUUCUGUUGGCCUAAAGAUUGGCUACCAAAAGACUGCAGUAAUUUAAGGAUAUUAGGUGUCAACUAUUGGAGCUCACUAUCAGAAUGGCUUGAACGAUGUCCCCUACAAACUGCUGAUAUAGCAAGGAGAGCUGCAGAUCUUGGCCCUACCUUAAUAGAUGCUGGGGUUGGGAAAAAGGAUAUACCUGUUGUGUGGCUAGCACACUCAAUGGGUGGACUCAUAGUUAAACAAUUACUUAUAGAUGCAGCUCAUGGUACCGAUAAAGAUUAUAAAAAGCUGUCAGAUAAUACUAAAGCAGUAUUAUUUUUUAGUACUCCUCACAAAGGCAGUGCGUUGGCGACUAUGCCUCGUGCAGCUGCAGCAGUGCUUUGGCCAUCCAAUGAUGUGCGGCAACUCCAAGAAAACUCACCAGUGUUAUUGAACUUGCAUAAUGCUUUCAUCGAAAUUGCAGAUGUACAUGGUUGGGAAACAAUCAGUUUUGCUGAAAUGAUGCCUACACUAGUCACCGCUUUCAAAGUUCCUAUACAUUUUGUUGAAUCAUUUUCUGCAGAUUUGGGGCGUGGGACAUUCUAUCAACUGCCUUUAGAUCACCUAUCAAUAUGCAAACCAGCAACUCGGCAAUCAGUUUUAUAUACAACCGUUUUAGAUGUUUUACAAAGGGUAACAUCAAAGGAUGUUGAUUUGAAAUACCCUAAUCCUUUCAUACACAAUAUUAUGGAUUGGAUUUGGUGGGUACUGAGAAAACAUGCUCAGAAAAUAAUGGAGUCUAUUGAUGAAGCUCAGGCCAAUGAUGGACUGCGUUGGUUUGAAAGAAUAUUACUUGAUGCUUUUACAGAUGGGUUUACAGAUUAAUGAAUUGUUUAAUAGUUAUUUUUAAGAAAAUUACUGGUUAAUUUCUUUUUAAAUUAAUUUAUUUAUUUAUUAUAGAAACUCAUGUAUUCCA